AUGGAUUCCUCCCGUCCACAUAGUUCGGACCUGGCUAGUGAGGUUCCCUGCAUUCCUACCCACUCGGCCACCACUCCGACGGCCCUCCGCUGCUGUUGUGGCCGUGAUGAUUGCGCAUUCCUUCACCACAAUAAUGUCGCCUUGGAGGGGCUGGAAAAGGACCUUGCGACUGCUGCUAGAUUAGGUCAGGCUUUACUUCAUCGCCAUGAAUCCUACAUGGCCGAGGCCGAGGAGGACCGUCAUCGGUUACUCGCCAACAUCGAAAAUCUCGAACGCGAAAAGCGGCUGGCCCAGGCUGAGAACGCGCGCAUUAUCGAGGAGAACCGUGGUCUACUGGAACAGCUGGACGGUUUAAACCAGGCUGUCGCGGAUUCGGAUUCCCAUGCUAAAUCGCUGGCCGUCAGCUUGGAGAACGCCGAGGCCGAGCUUCGCAAAUUAACAGCGUCGGCUGCGCGUGCGGCCGACCUCGAAGCGCAGCUGGCUCACAUGGAGGCAGAACAGGUUAAACUGCAAGAAAGCCUGCUGUCUGCCCAGGAAGACUCCAAGUCGGCGGUGCAACGCUGGAAGAACGCCGAGUGUACCCUGCGGGACCUGCAUGAUCAGGUCGAUCGGAUCGAAAAGGAAGCCCGCGAAGAACGCGAGCGUCAUUCGGAUUUGGUCCAGCGCAUGGAGCGGAGACGGGCCGUGGAACGAGAACUUGACGGCGCCGCCGGACGGCUAAAGGGAGCCGCGGCGGCGCAAGAGUUGGGGCGUGAACACGGCGGAACUGUGGUGUCGCGCUUCGUUCGGGAUAUAUUACAGGACAAUGCCAACCUGCAAAUGGGGAUCGUGGAGUUACGGGAAAUGCUCGAGAGUUCAAACCAGGAGGUGCAAAGUCUGCGGGAUCAGAUUCUGUCACACCAGCCGCUGGCAUCGACAACCGAGGGCGAGGUUGGGCAGGGACCCCCACAGCUUGCAACGACUCUGAGUCAGGAACUCGAGUCGAAAGAACCGCGCCGAGUGUCGCAGGAGUUUCACAUCCACCAUCAUUACCAUACGCCACCGGUGUCAGCCAGUUCGAAGAAAGACAAGGCCACGCUCUUCCGUCGCUCGAAGAAGAGACGCUCUCUGGGCAGUCCUUCGGUCUUGCAUUCGGCUUCUGGCACGCAGCUGGCCCGCAAGUCCACGCAUCGAUCUCAGUCUUCCACGUCCUCCACAUCUACUAUCUUAUCUCAAACUUCAGUCUCUAUUCCUCCCGGGUCCUCACAUCGGUGGUCAUUGCAAUCGCCCACGGCCGAUUCGCUGGCGAGUUCGCCGCAGUCGGCGUAUCGAACAUCGUCUAUCUUCGACCGGGUGGACCGCGGCUUCUCGUCCCAAGCCACAAGUCCCGACAGUACUAUCCUCCUAUCUCCUCUCCGAAAUUACGGCGGCAAGAACGGUCCGUUCGAUGCGGGGUCUCGCCCGCUGGAUGAACCAGAUGGGCUCGACGGUCGUGGCGAUGAUCACCUGGAGGACGACCUUUUCAACGAGUACAGCCUAGAUCUCGGCGACAGGGCGCCGCUUGAACCUAUCAUCCCAGAGGAACGGGAAGACUCUUCGUCGUCGGUGCAUUAUGCGGGAUCUGAACGGGCUGGUUCGCCAGCCAUCCCAGACGAAGCCUUCUCCACACCUUAUCGAUCCCAUCGCCGGGCCGCGUCUCACGAAAGUCUCUUCUCGGUGGCAGGAAUGGACAUUCACACCCCUAGUCGCCGCCCGUCACGCCUGAGCGAGCUGCCCUCCGCCACAUUACCUGUGCACAUGACACGCCGAAUCAUGUCGUAUGGGACCGACCGCUUCUCCACCACUCCGGUGACCGCAACCACCACCGUCACUGCCGGUCGCGAGCCCUCCAGGAGCUCAGAGCAGUCUCCCCAGACGUUACUGGCUUCUGUUGCUGCCAGCGGAAACCCAGUUCCGGAAGCCCGACCUGCGUCCAUGGACGUUGUUCGUCCCCAGUCCACCGCCCCUAUACCUGCUCGGAAAAUAUCACUCAGUCGCCGUGUGGGCGGUUGGGUCCGGGGGCGCUGGGGCACCGCCGCCGUGGCGACUGACGGAUCCUUAGAGCCCCAUGCAGAAGAGGAAACAACGUCUUGCGCUUCGUCCAUGCGCUCGGGGUCCUCCAAUCCGUCUAUCAGCAGUAAAACAUCGAACCUCAAAGCCGAGUCGGUUCCGAGUUUGCGGUUCCGGUAUCCAGGGGUCAACCAAAAGGGCCCGAUCAUGGGAUUCCGACCUUCUCCGCGAGCGCCAUCUGCUAUACACGCCCAACAGAUUGACGAAAAUCUGUUGAGGGAGAGUCUAGCCGAAUGA
This is a messenger RNA of Aspergillus melleus, 2325 nucleotides long. RefSeq lists its product as uncharacterized. The record is from RefSeq and is a predicted model, not a curated record. Bases 1 to 2325 code for a protein of 774 amino acids. The transcript has 2 exons. NCBI's taxonomy places the organism in Eukaryota, Fungi, Ascomycota, Eurotiomycetes, Eurotiales, Aspergillaceae.